AUGACGACAGCUGGCGGCUAUGGUCAGCAAGGUCUUGAUGCGGAGGGGCAGGAGCUUGAGGAGGCGCCUGGCCAUCCUGGCCUGCAUUCCCUCCGACGUGAUUUCGCGCACAAGCCUGCUGGGCGCCUGAACCAUGGCUCUUUCGGUGCUGCUCCCGCCUCUGUCCUGCAGCGGCAGCGGCAGUACCAGCAGCGCUGGGCCGAGCGGCCCGAUGACAUGUUCUUUCGAGGAGAGCUCUUCGCAGAUCUUCGACUUGCCUCAGCCAGUUGCAUCCCCUUGAUCAGCAGUGACAACGUCCUGCCUCAGCAAGUGGCAUUGAUAGAAAAUGCGUGUGCUGCAACGGCCAUGAUUGCACACCGCUGGUCCAAGCUGAUAAGCCCAGGCGACGUAGUUUUUGUUCUUGACUGCGUCUACGGUGCCUGCAGGAUGUGCCUCCAAGAGCACUGUUGCAACGAUCCACGCAUAGGUGGGCAGCUUUACACACUCAGCAUCUUCGAGGAGCACGGAUCUUUUCCGAAAUCCUCUGGUUUAAUAGUGGAGCGAUUUCGACGCAGCCUUCAGAAGCAGAUCAGGUGCAUCAUUGGGCAGGCAGUGAAAGAUGGCAAGCAAAUAUUCGAAAAACAUCGGCCAGUGCAAAGAGAGUGCAAAUUGUACUUUUUCUUGGACUACGUGUCCUCACAGCCCGCAUUUGUAUUGCCUGUUGCAGAGAUGCUGCGGGAAAUUGGGGUCCUCCUGAGUACGGAUUUACAUGCUGAGCAAUCAGAGGCGCAAUUGUCUUUGGGCGAAGUCUGCAUCGAUGCCGCGCAUGCAUUUGCAGUAGAGGGUUUGGACGUGGUACAGCAAUUCGAGGGCUUGCCCAGUGAAUUGAAACCUCACUGGUGGUUUGCAAAUUUGCACAAGUGGGCUUUUGCACCUCCGACCGCCACGGUGGUGUAUGCCAAAAACGCGGAGCUAAUGUCUCAAACCUCCCAUCCGAUGAUCAGCUGGUUCUACGGCAAGGGCUUGCAAGAGGAAUGCCUUUGGGCCGGAACUCGUGAUUACAGUGCCCUGCUCAGUGUGCCGGCGGCAGCUCGAUUCUUCCAGACUUGGCGGAGCCCGGAUGGUCUUGGUCCGGCAGCCUUCUCGAAAGCCAGGAUCCUUGAGGCCGGCACGUACCUCUCCUCGCUUUGGGGGACAUCGGACAGUUUGCCAGAUCCCGAGCUGGUAUGCGCUUUGAUGAUGGUGGAACUCCCGCGGGAAUUAGACGUAGGAGCGCAGGAUCUCCCCGGUCUUCCCACAUCCGACACAAAAGAGAGGCGGAGUGUGCGAACGAUUCUCAGAGAAGACUUCAGCGUUGAGGCGGCUGUCGGCAGUUUCGGGUCCUGCGGAAAUUUCAUUCGCCUUUCCUAUGCUGUGUACAACACCUGGGAUGAUAUCCUGAGCUUGGGCCGUGGGGUCAUCCAAAUCUUACAGGCUCAGCAGCGCAUGAAAAGCGAGCAGGAAACAGAGGUGAUCUGGCGCUUCUUUGUGUGCUCGCUGGCUCAAGCUGAGCAUUGCCUCCAUUUGCAUUCUCUGGACUUCAGCACGACAGCCUCUCACAGCAGGGCCCCGCCUAAAGAUCACAAAACUGAGCUCCUGACAGGCGAAGCGACGACUCCCGCCUCCUGGGACCUGGACUUGCUGGAGAAGAGCGAGAAGGCUUUCUUAGACUUGAAGUCUUGGGGCUCCUCGGGUGAUGAUAAAAGAACUCGCACCUUUCAGGCUUUGGAGAAGUGGGGCUGCGUGCUGCUGCGUGGGCUGCUGACGCCCGAGGACGUCCUCAGCCUUCGCAGAGCCUUCGGGCUGGGAGGCCAUCCUGGGCCCAGGGAGUUUGCACCGGCCCGCCGAGCAGCAGAAGUUGGUCUGUGGGUGCAGCAGCAUGAUCCAAACGUGUCCAUGGGCCGCUACACCUUCGGUCGGCUGCAUCUGCUGUUGCGAGGCUCUCCGGAGUAUGAGACUGCUGCUAUCUCACCGCAUGCAUCACUCGCACCUCUGGUUCACAAGCACUUCGAGAUCCAGGACAUGGCUGGCCGGCGAGUCUUCCUUUCUGAGGCGCAGCUGGUGAUCGCCGAUCCAUUUGCCGAGGUUCAGCAGUGGCAUAUGGAUGCCGCAUCAGGACGAGGACUCUCCGUCUUCCUGCCCCUUCAGAAUGUGGCAGCAGAUCGGGGUCCGCAGGAGUUACUACCCGGGACACAUGCGCUGCACGACUACCGACGUGGCCUCCACGAGAGAUGCCGGGACUGCUUCCGCAGCCUUUGCGCCACGCACGGCACAGUGAAGACCGCUGGAGGUGCUGAGGUUUGGUCUGCCGGGGAUGCGCUUGUCCUGGAUAGUGGGCUGCUGCACCGAGGCCUCGCAAACGACAGCUUGGGUGCUCCGGUGCCCAUGCUGGUCUUGAGAUACGACUUGGUGGACAAGCCUCCGCCAGGCAGGCGGCAGGAGAAGGAUCUGAAGGCGAAGCGGCAGGAACUUGGCAAGCUUGCCGAGCAAGAGUUGUUAUACUUCCCGACUGUGUCUGAGUCAGGAGCAAGGAAGAAGCAGGCUGAGCAGGCUGAGGUUGCCAAUAAAAGGGCCCAAUUGGCGGAUCAGAUCAAGGAACUGGAGAGGCAGCUCAACGAUCUGGAGCUGAGGUGA
Symbiodinium sp. CCMP2456 is the source of this 2652-nucleotide messenger RNA. The record is from the annotation of a GenBank genome assembly. Lineage: Eukaryota; Dinophyceae; Suessiales; Symbiodiniaceae.